AUGUGUGAUGGAGCUAAUGACAUAGAAAUUCAUGUAAUUGUAGCAUAUCCUAGUUUACGACGGUUAUUUCUGGCUAUUGCGUACAUACGUACAGGGCUCAACAACAUCACUACGGCGGCCGCUGCCGAUGUGCUUCCCGAGGCCACGGCGGCGUUCGAGUCUGCGCAGCUACACCCACAUAACCCAGACUCUAAGUGCUUUCAAGCUAUCUUAGACUUUGUCGCUCAAUACCUUCACCAGCGAUCAGUACAUCCUAGGCUAUGGUCAUUACAAAAUGCGCUCCGGCUUAGUCGAUUACAUUCCUGCGUAGACGCAAUUGCCGACGACUUCUUGAUCGUCGCCCUGUCACACGGUCCGCUCAAGCGGUUGAACUUACCCCCAACGCUUCAGGAGCGUUGCCGUAUAGAGCGAGCACUAUAUCAAUUCGAGAUUCACUGCAACCUAUUCCGCGAAAUUCCAGGAAAGAGGUCCUCAAACAUAAAAUCAACUCAGCUUGGCUGCAUUCACGAUUUUCUGGUAAGAACCGUUUCACCAUCGUUUAACGAUGUCGCGGAACACGACGUUGACUGGGGUUCCGCGAAUGUAGAGUAUGACAAUCAAAUCGACAACUCCUUCAUCCAAUUUGUUUUAUCGCUAGGGCUGGAGAAAAUACACGAGAUUUCCCGCGCAGAAACCUAUGAGGAACGAUAUCGGGCCCUAGACGCUAACAAUUGUCCGAACUUCAACAGUGACUUCCUUUAUGCGGGAUUGGAAGAAGAAGCAAAUGAGCAACAUCCUGAUGGUGUUGAGUUAGGAGAAAUAACGCCAGAGAACGAAAAGUUUUAUAUAAAGCAGCCGUUCUACAACGACCUGAAUUCUGGCCCGAAGAAUGCCUGGAGGUGGGCACACAUAGAGGAGCUUCAAUCACAUUGGGUUUAUCAAGAGGAUCGUGCAGAGCUUCGCGAGUGGGGAUAUGUGAUGUGGGACCAAGUUCGCCUGGACAUGACCGGUGUCUUGCAAGGGCCCUGGGAAAAUACCCUUGAAAAAGAUCCGGUGCUGGAGGAGCAAGAAGCCGGGAGGGAACGAGGGUAUAUGCAGAAUUCAUGGGAACAGAGGGAAUGGGUUUCAAAGAUGGGUGGGAGUGGCUGGUGGAGUUGGGGAGAUCGGAGCAAGUUGAAAUGGAAUAAGUCUAAGAAGACUCCUUGGGACUGA
Molecule: messenger RNA, 1191 nt
Organism: Xylaria bambusicola
Lineage: Eukaryota; Fungi; Ascomycota; Sordariomycetes; Xylariales; Xylariaceae
Exons: 4
Coding region: 1-1191 (396 amino acids)
Source: RefSeq, a predicted model, not a curated record